UGCUCAAACACCAUACCCGACGCCCCCGACUAUCCCGAUGAGGGCGUGGGUCUGGAAAUAUGCGGUCAAAAGGACAACUCCGAUGGUAACGCCUACUUGGACGAGGUGCUCGCUGCUACCGAUACGCGUUACGGUGGUAUUGUUGAUGCUAUCACUGAUUUAAAAACAGAAGUGUGCAAGGCCAUACCUGCUGCUCAGAGGCCCGCGGGUUGCUCGGGCGUAUCCGGUGACCCUGACCCUCCCAUUGACACAACUGUGAAAGGUGACAAUGUCCAAGUUCAGGUCUACUAUUCACCAUUCAGCAAUCGUGCAAUCGACUUCCUUAAGUUAAAUGCCGAGGGUAACGACAAGGGUAUCUACGAUCUGUUGGUCAACAAUUUAGAGACUGGCGAGGCAAUUUAUAAUGUCGAGGUCGAUUUGAUACCCUGGGGUAGCGCUGAAAGGACCAGGGACACUACCGGAGCACAAGUAUUUGAUUACGCUUGCGCUGAAAACGAUGUCGAGUGUAAGGCUACUAGAUUGCACGCGUGCAUAGCUCGCAAUCACGUGACCAAUUACGUGAAUCACCACGAGUUCCGUAUUGCCGUUUGUACGGUGGGAAAAUCGGACUGGAAACAAAACCCCCUGGCCAACGCCAUAGCAUGUAGUAACGCCAACCCCGAUAUAAUUGACGAUGGUGUCACCUUUGUAUUUUGCGCCAAUAGUCGCGAGUUGUCAGAUCCCUAUUUGAAUCAAGUAUUAGCCGCCACCGACACCCUGCACCCGGUGUUUGACUACAAUAACGAUCCGUUAGUCAUAAUCAACGGUAAAAUCAAUACCAACGCACUGAGCGAUUUGCGAUCAGAAGUUUGCGGUGCAUUUGCUGAUGACAAAAAACCAUAUCCAUGCGCCCCCACACCAGCCCCAACCGGCUCCACCGAUACCACCGGGUCUACCGGGUCUACCGGGUCGACCGGGUCUACCGGGCCUACCGGAUCUACCGCGUCUACCGGGUCCACCGGGUCGACUGGCUCUACACAGCAAAGUACCACUGAUGGUGAUGCCAUGGUUAUAGCGAACACCUUGGUGCUCGUACUUGUGGCCAUUAUUGGCGUGGUGAUCACCGGGAUGCAUUAG
Molecule: messenger RNA, 1116 nt
Organism: Oppiella nova
Lineage: Eukaryota; Metazoa; Arthropoda; Arachnida; Sarcoptiformes; Oppiidae
Source: the annotation of a GenBank genome assembly